Molecule: messenger RNA, 669 nt
Organism: Arabis nemorensis
Lineage: Eukaryota; Viridiplantae; Streptophyta; Magnoliopsida; Brassicales; Brassicaceae
Source: the annotation of a GenBank genome assembly
AUGGAGAAAUCAUGUACGUUGCUGAUUUACUAUGACAAAGGAACUCCUGCAAUUGCGAAUGAGAUCAUGUACGCAGCUCUUCGAGGGAAUGAUAUACCAGCGAAAAUCGAUGCCUUGAAGAAGGCAGUCAUGCUUUUGCUUAAUGGUGAAACUUUGCCUCAGCUUUACAUCACUCUUCUUAGAUACUUUUUGACGUCUGAGGACCACACAGUCCAGAAGCUACUGCUGCUUUACCUGGAGACAAUCGAGAAAACUGAUGAUGCUAAAGGAAGAAUACUACCUGAAAUGAUACUGAUAUGCCAGAAUCUGACGAACAACCUUCGAGUACAUCCGUGGAGUUACCUUAGCCGAUUGAGAGUGACUCAAGUUAUGGAGCCUCUGAUUCCGAACGCGAUUUUGGCUAUUAUGUCGAUAUUUAAGCACCAACAAGGUGACCAGCUCUUCUUGGUAGAUGCUCCUGAAACGAUUGAGAAGAGCGAACAGGAUCCCUCUGCCAAACGAAACGCAUUUCUUAUGCUCUUCAAUUGCGGUCAAGACCGAGAGCAGAAAGUGUAUCGGACCAAGGCGUCAGAAAAGGAGAAGUAUCUUAAGAUCAUUAUCUCUUUGUUUAGGUAUGAUAGUGCUCGAAACUUGUUUCUCUGUCGUCUUCUCCCACCGCCAUCAGAGUAG